Molecule: messenger RNA, 1104 nt
Organism: Arachis ipaensis
Lineage: Eukaryota; Viridiplantae; Streptophyta; Magnoliopsida; Fabales; Fabaceae
Source: RefSeq, a predicted model, not a curated record
AUGGUACUCUCUUAUAUCAUAACUGUGAUAAACUACAUUGAUAAGAGCUGGAUUACAAAGCCACGAUGUAGUGUAGAAUAUAGGGAUGGUCUGAAUAGGUUCCUUGACUUCGCAUUUACCAAUGCAUCAUCCGAUGGGAUGAUACAUUGUCCAUGCCCUUUGUGUGGGUUCCGAUUUUUCCAAACUAGAGAGGAUGCCUACGAUCAUCUUCUGAUGAAACCCUUUCUCCCUAACUAUACCUUUUGGUUAUAUCACGGUGAGAGGAUCGUAGACGAGAGAUCCAGCGGCAGGGAAGAACUAGAACCCACUGUAAACUUAGGAGAUCAAAUGCGUGACAUGGUCCACGACGCAUUCAACUUGCCGGGACUGCAGAGUGACGAUGAAGACUCGAUGAAUGGGCAUGUCAGAGACGUUGCAGAGGGGUUGCCGUACUUAUCAGACGAACCUAGCCGCGAGGCUCGUGCCUUUCACGACUUACUGGAGGAUGGCGAGCAGGAAUUGUAUCCGGGAUGCUCAAAAUUCUCGAAGCUGUCUUUCUUGGUGAGGUUGUACCAUAUUAAGUGCAUGUGCAGAGUGAGCGACAAGGCUUUCGAUUUGAUUCUAGAGCUAGUGGGGGAUGCCUUUGAGCAUGCAGUGAUUCCGAAGAUGUUACACGAUGCCAAGAGGAUCAUAAGGAAGCUCGGUAUUGAGUAUAAGAAGAUAGAUGCAUGUCCAAAUGACUGCAUGCUGUAUCAGGGCCCCGAUCAAGACCUGUCUAGAUGCAAACGGUGUGGAGCAUCCAGGUGGAAGCAAAAGACCCGAAAGAAUUUCUUAGUAAGGAUCAACGCCGUUGUCAAGAAGAAUGGGAAACCUCUACCGGCGAAGAUUCUCCGUUACUUUCCUCUGAUUCCACGGUUGCAGCGAUUAUUCAUGUCCAGCAAGACAUCUGUGGACAUGUUGUGGCACAAGAGAGGAACCAACUCUGACGGUACUUUGAGGCAUCCCAGGGACGGAGAGGGUUGGAAAGCAUUUGACAGGAGAUAUACUGACUUUUCUGGUGAUCCGCGCAAUGUUCGCUUAGCCCUGGCCAGUGAUGGCUUUAAUCCUUAUGGAAACCUCAGUUGA